AUAUAAUAUUAAAGCACAUUUGGUUUAGGAAUAGUCAAUUUUAUGGUUAUAACAAAUUAGCCACGGAUAUCGUCUACUUUCUCUCCUUCGUUCACUAUAUUUUCUGCUUACUAGAAAUUGCCCACAGGUUAUUUGGGUUUUGUCUCCUCCGGUCCUUGUACUUUCACGCCCUAUUGCUGGACUAUAUUGGAGGUCUUUUUUGCAAAUUCUCUGACUUCCAUUUGUACGUGUUAUGUUCCGGACGUUUUGCCGACAAUAUUCUCCAAUCACUUUUCUUUGUUCACUGCCUACCCAUGUCCUCCAUUUGACCUCAACUUUUGGGUGUUUUCACGUCACCCUUGCCUCCACCUGCUUCGUAUCUACCGUUGACUGGUUGUUUAUCUUGAUUUCUCUUCUUCUUUUUUUCGUAAGUUGUUCGAUUUAGGGAUUAAACUCAUAUUUUACUUUAUGUAUGCUUUUCUUACUUCGCUUUCUGUUCUUCCGAAUUGAGAAUUAUUUUAUGUUGCAUACCGAUAAUGCCCAAAGCUUGUAAGCGUACUCUGUUUGAACCUGGGGAAUCUUCUAUUGGAGGUGCUGUCUCUGGGUCACGUAAAUCUCGACUACUUUCUGCUCUUUCUUCCCGUCUUUUGCUUUCCUCACUUCCUAUGAUGACUGUGGAAAUUGCUCAUGUGUUUGCGAAUUUUGUGGUGCGUUUUUUUUGGUAUGCUAAGAGAGUUUUGUCGUUAUCCCGUUCUAAUCAUCCAUGUUAUAACCAUUGUUGUAAAUCAGGCUCCGUUAUAUUGCCUUAUCCUCUUUCUCCACCACCUGCAAUAGCUGUUUUGUAUGGUGAUGCGACUUUCAUUCAAAGUAUUAGGGCUUAUAAUAUCAUGUUUUCAAUGACAUCUCUUGCUGCUGUUGUGGACAAAGAGAUUAACAAAGGAUCUGGUCCUUCUGUUUUUAAGGUUUCCGGCCAAAUAUCACAUUGGAUAGGGUCACUGUGUCCUGAAGAUGGUAAAGGUCCACGUUUUUUACAGCUUUACAUUGUUGACACUGAACAUGAAUUGUCAAACAGGCUGCGUGCUUUUGAUGAUCCAUCAAAACCGGCAUUAGAUGAACGUGUUAUUGCAACCUUGAUUCGAGAAUUGACACUUCAUAAUGAAUACGUACGCACUUUCAAGACCGCUAAAGAAAUUGUUGAUGCUGCUCAAUUGGAUUCGUAUGCUGUGUGUCUUUUUAAUAACGUACCUGAUCGUAAUGAACCUCCAUCGUCUGUGACACUUGGUUGCAUUGUUUGUGGUGAUGAUUCUGCGGCCAACAAGUAUGACAUCAUUGUGUAUUCGAAAUCUGGACAUCCACAGCAGGUUAGCAAGCUCCACCCAACUUAUAUGGCAUUACAAUAUCCUUUACUAUUUCGAUUUGGAGAGGAUGGUUGGUCCCUGCGUAUGAAAUUGUGUAACGAAACCGGUUCUAAUGCAAGAAAUCUAACAGUAAAUAUGUACUAUGCUUAUCAUAUUCAUGCGCGCUCUAAUAUUUAUUCGUUGGUGCUUAAUUCAUGUCGUUUGUUCCAACAAUAUUUGGUGGAUGCUUAUACAUGUAUUGAGCAGAGCCGUCUAGACUAUUUUCAAAGUCACCAAGAUCAGUUAAGAUCUGAAUAUGUCAGUGGAAUUUAUGACGCCAUUUCUAACGGAGACACGGAGAGUCGAUCAGUUGGUAAAAGAGUCCUUUUGCCUCCGUCUUUCACUGGUGGUCCGCGUUACAUGUACAGUCACUAUCAAGAUGCACUUUCCAUUUGUAGGGUGUAUGGAAAUCCACAAUACUUCAUCACAUUUACAUGUAAUGUUAAUUGGCCCGAAAUCAGGCGUUAUAUGGAUUUUCAACAUCAACAUGAUACUCAUAGUAGAGCUGACAUCAUUGCUCGGGUUUUCCGUAUGAAGGUGAAAUCAUUUAUCACUUUUUUGAAGGAGGAUAAGACUUUUGAAACUGUCAUUGCACAUUUGUAUACAAUUGAAUUUCAGAAGAGAGGUUUACCUCAUUGUCAUACAUUGCUAUGGGUGUCCGAUUAAGAUAAAAUUCGAGAUCCAACUACUGUUGACAACUUUAUAAGUGCUGAACUUCCGAAUCCGUGUUCUGAACCUUUACUAUAUCAGACAGUUACAACUUCUAUGAUACAUGGUCCUUGUGGUUUGUUAAAUAUGAAGUCUCCGCGCAUGAAAGAUGGGCGUUGUACAAAGCGGUAUCCGAAACCCUUUGUUCAUCCCACGACGUUUGACAAACAAGGUUAUGCCCAUUACAAGAGAAAUUCGUCUUCACGUCACACUCUUCGUAGUGGUGUCCAGAUAGAUAAUGGUUUCAUUGUUCCAUAUAACAAAAGACUAUGUUGUCGUUUCAAUGCACACACAUAAACGUGGAGUACUGUGGAUGGAACAUGAUGAUCAAAUACCUUUUCAAAUACAUUUUCUAAAGGGGUAGACCGGGUGCGAUUUAGUCUUCAGAAGACUGAUUCUAACAAAGAAUGUCCGAUUGCUGUAGAAACUCCUGUUACUGAUGAGAUUCGAAGCUUCUUAGACGGGCGGUACAUCUGUCCCCACGAAGCGGCAUGGCGCAUUCUUGACUUCCCGAUUCAUGAACAUGACCCACCGGUGAUGAUACUUCCAGUCCACUUAGAAAAUAGGCAAACUGCAUAUUUUAAGGAAGACAUUCCUCUGAAGGAUGUUGUACGGAAUCCCGGGUUCGCAAUAUCACCGCUUCUUGGUUGGUUCAAUCAUAACAAAGAUACCGUCGUUCGUGAUAAUGAAAAUCAGAGUAACAGUGAAAAUGAAACUGGAGGUUUAGAUUUAACCUACAUAGAUUAUCCAUCUAAAUUUUGGUGGGAUAAAACUGCAAAAUGGUGGGUGUUGAGGCAUCGGAGUAUGUCAAAAACCAUCAGCAGACUUGUGUUCGUACACCCAUCUGCCGGUGAACUGUUUUACCUGCGUUUUCUACUUUUUCAUCAAAAAGGUUGUAUAUCUUACGAGGCUGUUCGCACUGUUUUUGAUCGUGUGUACCCAAAUUAUCGAAGUGCAUGUCACGCAUUGGGUCUGAUCGGUGAAGACAAAGAAUGGAUGACGGCAUUCACCGAGGCAUCACAGUGGGCAACAUCUUCACAGUUGCGCUCCCUCUUUUGUCACUUGCUUUUAUUUUGUGAGGUGAGCAAUCCGCUUGCAUUGUGAGAAAUCGAUUGGCGAAAAAUGAGUGAUGACUUUACUAUACAACAUAAGUGCCAAUGUUUCUGUUAUACCAAUGCACAUUACUGACUUUCACUUAUAACAACAAUUGUUAUUUGAGUCGGAAAAAAUACUUAGAUCAUGCACGCCAUCAAAGUCAGUUGCAGACUUCCACUUACCAUUAUCAUCGGAAGCUGUAGUCGCUCUUUUGGAAAAUCGGCUACUUUUAGAGGAAACCUGUUACGACAAGGAACUUCUACAAAAUCAGCAUCAACAAAUGUAUUCUGUCCUCAAUUCAGAGCAGCUACACAUUUAUAAUGCAGUUUGUUGAAAAUAUGCUUUAAGGAAUCCACUAAUGAGCAAUAAAAGUAGUUAUGGUUUUGUCAGUUUUUAUUUUUGAAUUGAAUAAGUUUAAUUAGGAGUUAGUGGAUAGUUAUGCUCUAGUUAAUUUUCAGUUAUGAAUAACAGCUAUAUAAGCUGAUGUAGUACAAUGAUUUUGAUAUUCUAUUUUCCAAUUCCAGUCAUUGCAUAGCA
Lactuca sativa (garden lettuce) is the source of this 3716-nucleotide messenger RNA. RefSeq lists its product as uncharacterized. The record is from RefSeq and is a predicted model, not a curated record. NCBI's taxonomy places the organism in Eukaryota, Viridiplantae, Streptophyta, Magnoliopsida, Asterales, Asteraceae.